AUGUCAAUCGAUAUCGCGGCCCUGCAGGACAAUACCCUCGCCAAAUCCAGCCGGAUCAUGCUGCAGGAAUCCAUCCUCGCCACUAUCCUUUUCUGCGAUUGGAACGUCCGCGCGUGGACAUUCCUCGAGUCCAUGCAGGGCCGCGCAAAGAUCUUUUUCCUCUGCAAGCACAACAACAUCUUCUCGCUACGGGAGAUCCUCGAGGCCGUCAUGCGUGAUGGUCAACUCGAUAUAGGCGUUGCCUUCCUAUCGGCUCCGCACUUACUGCCUGCGUCGGUACCCAAGGAACCCUUCGAAGAAGUGGAUCGUGUAAAGGAGGACGAGAGCCUUUCUGGCGAGUCCUCAGACCUUGAUGAUCGCGACCAUCCGGACUAUAACAAAAAGCUCGUAGAGGCAGCUGCCUGUCUUCGGUACCGGCCUGCCUCUCGUAAUGGAGACGCCUUUGUCAUCUGGACAAUCCUCGCCGGCACGCCCACUCUGAGCUCCGCCGAGCACUUUUGGAAAGCCAGGGAAGGAUCCCUCCUGUCAACGGCAUUUCCCAUGUCCGGGGCCUCUCGUGUCAACGCCAGGGGACUGAGCUGGGCACCCUCCGAUCCAACGUCAAGCCCAGUGCCCGACUUGUUCAAUCCGCAUAGUCGCGCCCAUCCCGAAGCGGAGAUGAUGGACGCCCACAAAGGCGAGAUCAAAGACGUUGGGCUCUCGGCUUCGUGGGACGUCUUCCAGUUCGAGUGGCCUGCCCAAGGAGCUGAAGCAGUGGGCGAAGACACAGCAUCAGUAAAGAAACUCGGUGAAGCUGUGAGUCGUCAACUGCAUCGCACUAGGCGCAAACUAGCUCUACUGCGCCCUCUCAUGCAAGAUUUCUCUCGCACGAAAGGAUUCCGUAUCGAGCUCAGGAGUAAGUCAGUCCUUCCAUUCGUUGCUGUCUGCGAGUUUGUUGCGGAGGAUGGCGGGUGGAGAUGGCUCGGGGUUCGAGGGCUGGAUUUGAACUAUCUUAUGCAUAGAUUCAGCCCGGAGCAUGUGCUGUUGGUUUAG
Messenger RNA from Aspergillus mulundensis, 1032 nucleotides. RefSeq names its product HET domain protein. Bases 1 to 1032 code for a protein of 343 amino acids. NCBI's taxonomy places the organism in Eukaryota, Fungi, Ascomycota, Eurotiomycetes, Eurotiales, Aspergillaceae. The record is from RefSeq and is a predicted model, not a curated record. The transcript has a single exon.